CUCCGCUUUAUCUUCUCAGGUAUUGGAUAUGCAACCCAGGUAGUGAUUGCAUAUGCUGCUGUUUCAUACAUUGUGAUCCAGGCAUGGGCUUUCUUCUAUCUCUUUUCAUCCUUCAGUGCUGAGAUUCCAUGGGCUAGCUGCAGGAAUUCCUGGAAUACAGAGUCUUGUUUUGAAUUUGAUAAAGCAAAUGCGUCAUCCAACUGGACAGCAGCUGCAAACGCAACAACACCAGCAACAGAGUUCUGGGAGAGAAGAGUACUGGGUAUAUCUCAAGGGAUUGAGGAGAUUGGUAGCCUGAGGUGGGAUUUGGCCUUGUGUCUCUUACUGGCAUGGAUCAUUUGUUACUUCUGUGUUUGGAAAGGAGUGAAGUCCACUGGAAAGGUAGUUUACUUUACGGCCACUUUUCCCUAUGUGAUGUUGGUGGUUCUGUUAGCUCGUGGACUCACUUUACCAGGAGCCAUAAACGGCUUAGCUUUUUACCUGUAUCCUGACCCCACAAGGUUGGUGGACCCUCAAGUUUGGAUGGACGCGGGUGCACAAGUCCUUUUCUCCUUUGGGAUUUGUCAGGGGAGUUUGACGGCUCUGGGCAGUUACAAUAAGUAUAACAAUGAUUGUUACAAAGACACAUUUGUUCUGUGUUUGGUUAACGGAGGAUCCAGUUUUGUUGCAGGGUUUGCAAUCUUUUCUGUUCUGGGAUUUAUGUCCUACGAACAAGGACUGCCAAUAUCAGAAGUGGCAGCUUCUGGACCUGGCUUGGCAUUUAUUGCCUAUCCGCGCGCGGUAGCCAUGAUGCCUUUACCUCAAUUAUGGGCUAUAUGUUUCUUCAUCAUGGUCAUCUUGUUGGGGGCAGAUACACAGUUUGUGAGUUUGGAGUGUUUGAUGACCUCAGUGACGGAUAUGUUCCCCAAUGUGUUUCGAAGAGCUUAUCGUCGAGAAUUGCUGCUGCUCUGCCUCUGCUCUGUUUGCUUUUUUCUCGGCCUCCUCCUCGUCACCGAGGGCGGCUUGUAUUUCCUUCAACUCUUUGAUCAUUAUGUGUGUAGUGGAAACAAUCUUCUCCUUCUUUCUGUGUGUCAGUCGAUAGCGAUUGGAUGGAUAUAUGGUGCUGAUCGUCUUUAUGACAACAUUGAAGACAUGAUAGGUUAUCGUCCCUGGCCUCUAAUGAAGCAUUGUUGGCUUUACGUUACCCCUGCUGUGUGUCUAGGUACUUUUGUCUUUUCAAUUGUGAAAUAUAAGCCUCUCAAGUUCAACAAAACCUACGUCUAUCCGACCUGGGCGUACGCUUUGGGCUGGUUUCUUGGACUGUUCUGUGUUCUUCUAGUUCCUCUGUGGAUCAUCUUUAAAGUUACUACAAUGAAAGGGACAAUUUGGCAGAACCUCAGGCAGCUGUGCAUCCCGCAGAGCUUGACGCACAGAAAAGCAAAGCAGCCCGAGCAGUGCCCUUUAAACCCAGACAUUACUCUUACUCCUGUUGCCAACGAAUACAAGGGAAGAGGUGGAGCUGAGAUGGAGAUGCAAGUCUGAAAACCAUAACAUUUUUAUAAAUUUUUCAGAUGUGAUGUUUUUAUUUUAUUUUAAACUCAAGGUUUUGUAAAGGAAAUACUGAUAAGAUCAUUAAUUCCGAAGACUUCUAGCAGAGUUCAGAGGCAGGUCGAGUUUUGAGAGACCGUGUAGACUAGUGACUAGCGAGGUAACUUUAUUCCCCGCUACAUUUUUGUCUUGCUAGCAGCAAUCAGUUUCAAAUCAUUCCAGUGUUUGGUUGGCUCUUAUUUAGCACCACAAUCCUCAAACAAAAGCACUUGAGCCUUGUAGUUGACUUUCACAUUAGAUUGCCACAAACACUGACACAAUUUCUGCUGAUUGAUAGAAUUCACAACUGUAACUGUGUUGAAAUGUACUUUUAAUAAUGUGGCAAUAAUAUUGAUAAGCCUAUUAAUGUAGGCAGCUGGAAAAAGUUUUUCUAAAUUUUCUCCUGCAUCUAUGCUGAAUCUGUCUUACACUGCCUGGUCAAAAAAAGAAAGAAAGAAAAGCAACCACCCGUAUUUAAAUAAGCAAGCUGGUAAGAGAAUGAUGGUGAACCAUCAUCUUGGGGAAAAAGGAUGAAAUUUUUUCAUCUUGGGAAAAAAGUUUUAUGAAGCUAACAGCAUUUCCACAUUGUUAAGACAGUACAAGUUGUGUAGCUUUAGGAAAACUACUUAUCAGUGGUCAGCUGACUACCGCUGAUGUACUGAAUUGCCAUCAAUGUGUUUUUUUUCCCUCAUGAUUCUGAGAAGACAAAUCGAGGAUUCAGCAACUCUGAAAGAUUAGAUUAGAUGAAACUUUAUUAAUCCCUCGGGUGGGUUCCUCUGGGAAAUUCAGUUUCCAGUAGUGCAGCACCGACAGAAGUUGCAUGUUACAAUAAAGGGGAUUGAGAGUAUGGAUGUAAGCAUAUGUAACACAUGGUGACACUAAAUCGGUCGCACUAAAAAGAAAGAUUCUUUAAAAUACAAGGGGGAGCAAGAGAGUCAGAUACCACGGGCACAGAGAGGAAGCUGGUCUGAUCAGAAACAGUUUAUUACUAGGCCAGGG
Pundamilia nyererei is the source of this 2565-nucleotide messenger RNA. Its product is annotated as sodium- and chloride-dependent GABA transporter 2-like. The transcript is spliced from 12 exons. The annotation marks the transcript as partial. Gene Ontology annotation, cellular component: plasma membrane; cell projection. Gene Ontology annotation, biological process: amino acid transport; nitrogen compound transport; sodium ion transmembrane transport. Gene Ontology annotation, molecular function: gamma-aminobutyric acid:sodium:chloride symporter activity. NCBI's taxonomy places the organism in Eukaryota, Metazoa, Chordata, Actinopteri, Cichliformes, Cichlidae. The record is from RefSeq and is a predicted model, not a curated record.